CUCCCCAGCCGCGGUUCACGUCUCUCUGUGCAGCACGCGCCCUUGCCCCCCCUUCCCUGCAGCGAAUGAAACACUUCUUUUGUUAAUUGAGGAAUCAAAGCGGUCCUGCCCCAUGCCCGUCCCCGUGCCAGCCGGGCGAGGCGAGGACGUGUGCCCACCCCGGAUCCGUUCAGUGAAGCAGCACAGAUCCGCGGGGCCAAGUGGGUAUUGAGCUGAGGAGGAGGUGUAAAGGGAGCUCCAAGCAGCGGACAGAUUUGCAAGGAAUGAUUUAAGUCCUCGCUCUCUUUUUUUUUUUCCCCCUUUUCUCCUCUCUCUCUUCUGCUCGGGAUUUAAAUGUCACUCAAAACAUCCCCAAAUCAGCUCCCUGCUCGUCUCUGCUUGCUCCUGAAGCGUUAAUUCGAGCAAACCCUGCGUUUCAGCAGCUCUGGUGCUUUGCCCACAAAGGAAAUUUGCUCGAUCUCCAGCAGCAACCACUGCUCCUUUUGAUGUUGUGGUACGCCGUGCGCAUGCGCCUCACAUUAGAAUUACUGCACUGGCCAGAAUAAGUUGGAUCUCUUCUUCUCUUCACUGAAACCCAAAAUCAUAUCAAAAGCCAAAGGGAUGGUGAGAGUCCGGAGAAAGGGUUACUUUGGGAUUUGGUCAUUCCCCUUAAUAAUAGCAGUGGUGUGUGCUCAGAGUGUCAAUGACCCUAGCAAUAUGUCACUGGUAAAAGAGACCGUGGAUAGACUGCUGAAAGGCUAUGACAUUCGCUUGAGGCCAGAUUUUGGAGGUCCCCCCGUGGCUGUCGGUAUGAACAUAGACAUUGCCAGUAUAGAUAUGGUCUCAGAAGUCAAUAUGGACUAUACCUUGACAAUGUAUUUCCAGCAAGCUUGGAGGGAUAAGCGGCUAUCAUACAACGUAAUACCUUUAAAUCUUACGCUGGACAAUAGAGUAGCUGAUCAGCUUUGGGUUCCUGAUACCUACUUUCUGAAUGACAAGAAGUCGUUUGUACAUGGGGUCACUGUGAAGAACAGAAUGAUUCGUUUGCAUCCAGAUGGGACUGUCCUAUAUGGUCUGAGAAUUACAACAACAGCUGCUUGUAUGAUGGACCUACGAAGAUAUCCAUUGGAUGAACAAAAUUGCACACUGGAGAUUGAGAGCUAUGGCUAUACAACAGAUGACAUUGAAUUUUACUGGCGUGGGGGUGAUAAUGCAGUCACAGGAGUGACAAAGAUAGAACUGCCACAAUUCUCCAUUGUAGACUACAAGCUUAUCACCAAGAAUGUUGUUUUCUCUACAGGUUCCUACCCGAGGCUGUCACUGAGCUUUAAACUAAAGAGAAACAUUGGUUACUUCAUUCUGCAGACCUACAUGCCUUCUAUUCUGAUCACUAUCCUGUCCUGGGUUUCAUUCUGGAUUAAUUAUGAUGCUUCAGCUGCAAGAGUUGCUUUAGGAAUCACAACCGUGCUCACCAUGACAACAAUCAAUACCCAUCUUCGAGAGACUCUCCCCAAAAUUCCCUAUGUGAAAGCCAUUGACAUGUAUCUGAUGGGAUGCUUUGUCUUCGUUUUCAUGGCUUUGCUGGAGUAUGCAUUGGUCAACUACAUCUUCUUUGGCAGGGGACCCCAGCGUCAAAAGAAAGCAGCAGAAAAAGCUGCCAGUGCCAACAAUGAGAAGUUGCGAAUGGAUGUCAAUAAGGACAGAAGAAUAAUUGGCACAUAUCAUUGUCCAGAAAUGUAUUCAACAAAGAUGGAUCCACAUGAAAAUAUUUUGUUGAGCACACUUGAAAUUAAAAAUGAGAUGGCUGCCUCUGAGGCUGUUAUGGGGCUUGGGGACCCUAGAAGCACUAUGCUUGCCUACGAUACUUCAAGCAUCCAGUACCGGAAAGCUGGCUUGCCCCGACACAGCUUUGGCCGCAAUGCCCUGGAACGACAUGUGGCACAAAAGAAAAGUAGGCUACGGAGACGUGCCUCUCAACUGAAAAUUACCAUUCCUGACUUGACUGAUGUAAAUGCCAUAGAUCGAUGGUCGCGCAUAUUCUUCCCUGUUGUUUUUUCCUUCUUCAAUAUUGUCUAUUGGCUUUAUUAUGUGAACUAAAAAACAAAGCCACACAGAAAGCAAGAACUGGAUUUCUCUUCAAAUCGGUUGUACAGCCAAAAGUGGGACUUAGAAAAAUUCUAUUCAGGACAAAAGUUAUUUUAAAACACCUUAGUUGCUGGCCCACUCUAUGGUCUGUUUUCUAACAUUUGGGUUACUUCUGCUAAACUGUUAAUCUGUUCUUAAGUUACAGUAUGAACACAUUCCCCCCCAUUAAAAUAUUAGUGCAUUUGAAGUGUGGAGGUAAAAUUUGAUUCUAACGAUCAUUUCUUUUCUUCUUUUUUUAUAUAGUAACAUGCAUAUGAGCUAAAACACACAAGCUAUUAAAAAAAGAGAAUUUGGAAGACAGGUUUAAGUUUUAACCACUGCUUGUGCCAUUUCUUUGUGAAAUUGCACAUCAAGUACAUAUGCAUCUAUAGUUAAAAAGAGAGAGAGUGUUCUAAGAUGCUGUCAUGCUUAUGAAACAUACACACUUUUAUCUUCUAAAAUGUGUAAACUUGAAAACAAGUAGUGCCUAUCAUCUUACCAGGAUGAUCAUGGUCAAAGGUGUCCCAACUGUAUUCAGGUAUUUCCUGUUAUUUACUGAAAGAACUAAACCUUUGACUGAUAUUAUGAAUGGGUCAGGAGUUUGCACAGAAAUUUAGAAACUGAAGCCAGGGGUUUUUUUUUAUUUUAAAGCAGCAGCAUAGGGUGGUGAUCACAGUCCAUCACAUUUGUGAUCUAGAAGGGAGCGUGGAAAUCAGGUUUAGAGAUGGACCAAGCCAUCAUGUCCUAAACGGGUAGACGUCCUGUUACACUCAACAUUUGGGAAAGGGAGUCAUUUGUCUGAAGUGCCAAACAUUGGUUGGACAAACAGUAACUUUAUAUGUGGCUAAAGGAGACCAUUGGUGCCCUGCCCUUCCAAGGGUAGAAAAAAGGUAAAAGGAAUGAUUUCCGGAUAUAGCAUUAAGAGAGGGAAAGCUAUAAAUAUAUACUGUGCAAUUGAAUUUUGUCAAUCAUAGUAAGUAUAUUAGUCCAAAUUGUUCAUAUGGAGUUGAGUGUUUUCUUUCAAGUUUGCAAACUUUCAAGCUUCACACCUGACGUUGCUUUUAUAUCUAGCAUCUAACAUCCAGCAGGAGAGAACAAAAAGAUGUAUUGUGUCAAGCAGACAAUUACAGGAAUUAUCUUAGCUGUUUUCAGAGUUCAGAUUCAGAAGGUUUCCAAUCAUACAUCUUUUAGUACAAAAUAAUUGGCCGGUAGGAUAUUUUCUCAAGCUGAGCUAAACAAUACUUUUUUUAGUAAACUCAAUAAGCUAUUUUAAAAGAAAGGAUUCAAUAAACAUUGCUUUAAUAGAUUGAUUAUACUUUUCAGCGUUUCCUACUUUAGAAGGUCUAACGAUGUCCUUUAAAACUGAAAAAACUAAGUUUUGCUUUAGAAAAUAUAUUUUUAUUGAAAAAAAAGAAUACAGUUUUUUCCAUUUAACUUUAUAUUGUAUAGGAAGACUUUUCCCAAAAGGUGGGCAAGGUAAUAGAAUAAAAGUUGCUUAUUGUGCCAUUGUAGAAAAUCUGCCUGUAUAAUGAAAAAUUAAGUCCAGUAACUAAAAGCAUCAAGUCCUGACAGAUUUUACAGAUGUCUUCAGAGUUCAACAGAAGAUAGUCGCUAGAAUAAUGUCUAUAAUCCCUUGUGUCUGCGCUACCUCUCACCUAGAGCCAGCCUUCUAAAAGGAACACAAAUUACAGCAUCCUCUGAAUAACAGAGAAAUAUGCAAACAGCUUCAUUUUCCCUAUUUAAAGAUUCAUUUAGAAAUACUUUAAGAAUUGUUUCUGAACAUUUUUUCAUUAAAAACAGAUUUUUUUUCUCUUUUUGCUCUUGUUCUAUCCUUUAAAAAUUAACAUCUCUUUUGGAAAUGUUAUUCGUUUUUUUUUUAAAGGGGUGAAAAAUGACUGGAGAAAAACAGCUUUGAGAAUUAAUGACCUAGUUUGCCCUGUAAUUUCUUACUUCUCUUCUACAUUACCAUUGGCUUUGCUUCAGAAUGAGAAAAAUAGCUUUGACUAUUAUUUUGUUAAGAACUGGAAAGUAAGGUAUACUAAGCAUUUACAUCUCUAGUUACCAUCAAGGCAAUUGUGUGUACUCAGCACUGCCUCUAGGGUCAAACACCGAAAUGUGUGUAGAGUCAAACUUUUGAUCAUAUGAUAGCUUUUCCAUGAUGAAAGUUGCUUUAUCAUUCACCGAUUUGAUUUCUGAGGGCAUUUCAUAAAUCAAAACAGUAUAUUUUGUAGGUGUAUUUGAAGUUACCCUUAUACAUGAAUCAUGUAUGCAAAUUCCUCCCAACUUCUAAGAAAAGGAUCCAGUCCAGAAAUCAGUAAUAUUCUUUGAAGUCUGUUCUUUAGUUUUGGCACCUUUUAUGAUUAAUCCAGUUUAAUAUUAUGUUAGACAUUUCAAGCUCUUGUGUGCAAGAUUUCUUUUCACUCUUUUCACAAAGAGCCUUUUACUUUUUAUUUCAUAGAAACAUAAUUUGAAUACAGAAGGCAUCAAGCACAUAUGUGGUAGGCACACCUCAAACAUAAAACCUAACAGAGAAUAUGCUUAUUUUCUGCUUUGGUUUAGCAGAUCAGCUGUAGUCAAAACCAUGGAGCUCAGAUCCUAAUACUGCGCAUUAAUGUUUCUGAAGUUACAGUACAAGCCAUAAUACUCUCUGAUGAUGUUAUUCAGGGAGUGAAAUGAAAUGUCUGGUUUCUGCUCAGGUGUCAUUUAUGAAGGAUAUUUCAAAGGAGGAAGGAGCACUUUAACUUCCACAUGAUCCUGCUGACUUUUAAUAUUCUAUAUCUAAAACAAAAGUGGAAGGAUCCUUCCAAAAUUGAGCAGUUACAUUUUGUACUAAGGCUAAACACUGUGAUGUGAAUAAGGUAAAGGUAAGAAGAAUGGACAAGACCUUGGUAUAGAAGAACCAGAACCUAAGAAGGCUUGAUCAAUUACUCUUCUUCUUGGGUCACCUGUAUGAAAACGAUAAAUUAUGCCAGCAUACAAAAGAGGUGGAUUUUCUUAUGUGUACUACCCUGUCAAUGGAUUAGAAUAACUAACCUUGCUUUUACCUUAGAACUGACCUGAAGUGAAUAUUAUAGAUCCUUUUGCUCCUUUCCACUGUUAGAUUCACUAACUAAAAUAUUAAAUUAAAAUUUAGAUCAUUUUUGUAAUAUAAUUACACAUUUUGUUGUUUCAUUAUGCAUAAUAGCCAGCAAUUAAGGUGUUUUUCAUCUUUGUGAAAUUCAUGGGCAAAUUAUGACUACAACAUGGCACAGUUUUAAUGAAAUCUUUGAGAUCAAUCUGUAAAUAUAUACUGUAUAUGACUGCUAGUAAGAACGAUAUGCAUUUUCAGAACUGAAAACUCAUGCAACAUAUUUCUGUGUUUGCAUAAGGAAUGUUAAGUUUCUAUCCUACUGCGGUUUAACAACUGGGAAGAAAGACUCAAGCAAUGUCAUUCUGAACAUUUCUUUUAUCAUUCCCAGGGUGGGAAAACAGGGUCUUAAGUAAUAAUGUGUUCAAGAUUACUUCAGAGAGUUAUAAUACAAAAUACAUAAAAUCUGUCAGGUACAAAAGCACAAUGCAUAGAGAAAGUGAAGGGUGGGCUUAUACCUGGGGACAAAUCCUCUUUAUUUUAGGCAAAAUGUGUAUAAAAAUUAGAGCUCAAAUAAUUUUCACUAUUAUAUUUAACUAUGGUCCGAUUCCAUAAUUAACACAGUACUGAACACAAGUGAAACAAGCAAGUGUUAAACAUUAUCCAAUUAUAUGCGUAUAUAGACAUUACUGUGUCUAUUUAUGCAUGUGUGUGUGUGUGUAUACAUAUAUAUACAUAUACACAUAUAUAUACAUACACACUCAGUGUGCGUGUGUGUGUGUACACACACGCAUGCACACACAUACGCACACACAUGCAUUCAUAUGUGAUGUGUUAAAGGAAUAAGCUAAUAAGUUCUGUUUCUACCAUCAACCAGUAUAUGAAUAAUUUUUGAGAAAGCAAAUUAUUAUAUUAAAAAAAAACUAACUAUACAGGGUAACUGGGCAUUUCUAUAUCAGAUCAAUGCAUAUAAUUCGUAUGAAGCAUUGCACAGUUUGACAUUAUGAUAGUACUGUACCUCCUAGCAUCUGAAGUUAGAAUAGUCCUCACAUUGCUUGCCUAUUUCUUCUCUCUUUUUUUAUAACAGCAUUGUCCACUAGUAACUUUUCAAAACAAAAGUCCUAAGGACAGCAAGAAAAAAAAGCAAAAAUAUUAAAUAUUUCUAGAACAGUAAUAUAGGGUGGGAUGGCCAGGGUACAAUACUAUAACAGUAGUGAUCAUAACAUUUUGCUAUGUGUACAUAGAACAUAUAAUGUGAGCAACCAUAAUUUAAGCUGAACGUCUGUAAAUAUUAUCAGAUUUCUUAAACAUUUUUAACUUCUAAUUUGUACUUUAUGGUAAGGCAAAAAGCUGAUUCUAUUUAUGGUUUAGGUUAAUGUGUUCUAAAAUUAUGUAAAUAAUUAAAUAAGCUGUAAAUGAGCAGUCAAUAGAUAAAGUAAUUGUUUAGUGACUUUUUUUUACUAAGUACAAUAAUUGCAGUGCUCUAGCAGAGUAAUUUAAACACCCUUUCGCAUAAACAGAUUUGGAUUCCAGGUAAGAGUUUUAAUAUAAAAAAUAAGAGGCAGUACUGUGGUGUAAAAUAGCCAUUGCAACAAUGUUACUGCUAGCAUAACAGGUUCUUUUGUAUCAUUAAAAUGUUUCAGCAGCUGAAGAAUGUAGUUCAGCACUCAGUACUCAGAUUAAAAGAAAAAUAUAUCAUCUGAUUUUCACUUGCACUAUAGCUCCUGUAAAGUACUCUAGCGAGUGGAGAUAUAAAGGAGUAGUAAGGUAAAUGAAAAUUUGGGAAGUGUCUGUCUGUUCCUAAAAUCUGUAUCCUUUAUGCUAUGUAUUACUAGACUUUAAUAAAAAAAAUGUUUGAUUGUCAUUAGAUAGCAUAGUGCCCCAAAGCCAAAGAAUCUUCAUUCCAGAAAUUGUUUAAAAGGGAAAACUAGUAAGUCACUGCUUAACACCAAAGGUAAAGUUUAAUAAAAUGCACUAGGAACUUUGUCUAAAUUUUUAGGAAGAAAAUGGAAUGUUAAUCAAAACUACUGCCCUAUUCUACUUUGUAAAAAUAACAACACCUUAAAUAUCCAUUAUUAAUGCUAAAUUGAAAUAGAUCAUCUCUGCAAGUAUAUGCAACAAAAACAACUCGUGUGUAUCAAAUAUUUUUUUGUAAGUGCUUUGACAAUGAAUAGAAAAAUGAAUCUGAAAUGAUGGAAAUCUUAUAUUUCAUACUAGGUUUUGGUUUUCUUUUUCUUUUUCUUUUUUACUGUUUCUUUCAGCAUGAGGUUAUCUAUUCCAAUUUGAUAAACAUUUUGUAUGUUUGCACUGUUGCUGCCAUUUGACUGAUAUUCACCAGACAUCUCAUUUAUGGUCCAUCCUAUUAUUUUGCAUUAAAAACAAUAUGACCACACAAAGCAUAAUUAAUUCUAACAAGCUGCCUAUGAUUUGAAUUCCUUCACAUUUUUAUUUGCAUGGGUGUUUAAAUGGUUCUGUUAGUACUGUCUUUGCACAGUUCUGAUUUAUCUCUUUUUUACUUAGUACUAUUUAUUCAUAAUGUAGUAAUCAUCAGCCUUACUAAUGACCUUGUAGCCUUUCUUAUAUGCACAUGAUGCACAUUUUCCAAUGGCUAGAAAAUGCAAAAUACUAGUGGAUAUCAUUGCAUCAGAUCUUCAUGUCUUUCUCAAAAGGACUGCUAACCUCUGGGAUAAAUGAGGUAGUAAAAUGAUGAUUGUAAAUGAGUAGCACAUAAGAGAUAUUUUCUUGAAUUUAAAAUUAUUGCAGCCAGUUUCAGCAUGUAAAUAUAUAAUAAUGUUGGCUAGUGUGUAAUUCUUGAACUAAAAAAAUAUAAAUAAAGAAAACCUAACAGAA
Alligator mississippiensis (American alligator) is the source of this 8020-nucleotide messenger RNA. RefSeq names its product gamma-aminobutyric acid type A receptor subunit beta2 (gene GABRB2). Gene Ontology annotation, cellular component: synapse; membrane; GABA-A receptor complex. Gene Ontology annotation, molecular function: extracellular ligand-gated monoatomic ion channel activity; neurotransmitter receptor activity; GABA-A receptor activity. The record is from RefSeq and is a predicted model, not a curated record. The coding region runs from base 601 to 2076 and encodes 491 amino acids. Gene Ontology annotation, biological process: signal transduction; monoatomic ion transmembrane transport; chemical synaptic transmission. The transcript is spliced from 11 exons. NCBI's taxonomy places the organism in Eukaryota, Metazoa, Chordata, Crocodylia, Alligatoridae.